Oryza sativa Japonica Group (Japanese rice) is the source of this 1723-nucleotide messenger RNA. RefSeq names its product glucuronoxylan 4-O-methyltransferase 1. Lineage: Eukaryota; Viridiplantae; Streptophyta; Magnoliopsida; Poales; Poaceae. Gene Ontology annotation, cellular component: Golgi apparatus. Gene Ontology annotation, biological process: xylan biosynthetic process; plant-type secondary cell wall biogenesis. The record is from RefSeq and is a predicted model, not a curated record.
UUAAUCAAUCUGUUAAUCUGUUAUUAGUAGUUACUACUAACAAUUAUAGAGUAUAUUAAUUAAUUUAAGCUAAAAAAAUGGGGCCCACAAAGCAGAGGAAGAGAACCCAUCCAUCCAACCAUUCAUAAAAUCUAUCUAGAAUUCCAACUUAACACCAAAUCUAUUGGUCUCUUGUCCUCAUCACCAAACCCCAUCUUCAUCGUCGUCAUCUUCAACCCCCAUCCCCAUAUCUUCCUUUGCCUCUCCUUCAAGCAUCAUCACCAAGUAAAAAGAGAAAAAGAACCCAUAAAUUUGAAGAAUUUUAGCUUCAUUCAAGAACUCGAUCGAGGAGGGCCAAGAAAGGUGUGAGACCUUGAUUUGGUCGCCAUGUCGAGCCCCAUGCAUGUUCGCAAGGCGAUCCACUUCGUCUCCAUGAAGGCCAAGCUCCAGAGCUUCGGCGGCCUCCGCCUCCUCCUCGUCGGCUGCCUCGCCGCGCUGCUGCUGCUGUUCGCCGUCAGGACGCUGUCGUUCACGACGUCGUCGGCGACGGCGACGGCGGCGAGGGAGGCGGCGGAGGCGGGCUGCGGGAAGCUCCCGGCGGCGGUGGCGCAGGCGAUGGUGCACUACGCGACGGCGAACGUGACGCCGCAGCAGACGGCGGCGGAGAUCGGGGUGUCGCUGCGGGUGCUGCAGCUGCGGGCGCCGUGCAACUUCCUGGUGUUCGGCCUGGGCCUCGACAGCGCCAUGUGGGCGGCGCUCAACCACGGCGGCCGCACCGUGUUCCUCGAGGAGGACGCGUCCUGGAUCGCCUCCGUCAAGGCGGGCCACCCGGGGCUCGAGUCCUACCACGUCGCCUACGACACCCGCGUCACCGACGCCGAUGAGCUCAUCGCCCUCCGCCACGAGCCGGCCUGCACGUCCCAGCCGGACCUCGCCGCCGCCGCCGCCGCGUCGUGCCGCCUCGCCCUCCGCGGGCUCCCGCCGGUGUUCCACGAGGUGGAGUGGGACCUCAUCAUGGUGGACGCGCCGACGGGGUGGACGCCGGAGUCGCCGGGGAGGAUGGGGGCGAUCUACACCGCGGGCAUGGCGGCGCGCGCCAGGACGCCCGGGGCGGGCGCCACCGAGGUGUUCGUCCACGACGUCGACCGCCACGUCGAGGACACCUUCUCCAAGGCGUUCCUCUGCGACGGCUACCUCGUCGAGCAGGUGGGGCGCAUCCGCCGCUUCGUCAUCCCCAGCCACCGCGACAAGGACGGCACGCCGUUCUGCCCUUGAUGAGAGAUGAGCUUCGCCUUCGCCUUCGCCGCGCACAUGGACACCGUGAUGACACCAUUGCCAUCGUCGUCUUCUUCAUCUUCUUCAUCUUCUUCUUCACAUAUGACACCACCAUUGCUGCCGUCAUCGUCUUCUUGAAUUCACAUGUCUUUUGUGAUGAUCAAGGAUAAGUAGGAUGAUGAGUGCACCUUUGGGAUCAUGCACCAAUGGAGGCGGUGGCGCGAUGCGUGUGAGCCGUCGGAUCGAGAACGGACGGUUCGGAUCGGACCGUGGAGAUAUUGUUAUUAUAUAUAGUUUCUUUUUUUUUUCAAAUGCAGCUUUUUCUUUGUUGUUUUUUUUAUGGACGGUGGGUGAGAUGGAUAUGCAGGCGAAUUAUAAUUCUUGGCUAUUUUUCAUAGAUUAUCGUUGUGUUUCUUUUUAAUUCAUAAUUGAGAUAUCAUCUUCAGUGGGUGACUGAUGAGUGGUGCCA